Molecule: messenger RNA, 7478 nt
Organism: Liolophura sinensis
Lineage: Eukaryota; Metazoa; Mollusca; Polyplacophora; Chitonida; Chitonidae
Product: chitin synthase chs-2-like
Exons: 17
Coding region: 463-5991 (1842 amino acids)
Biological process (GO): chitin biosynthetic process
Cellular component (GO): cell septum; cell periphery; myosin complex
Molecular function (GO): cytoskeletal motor activity; ATP binding; chitin synthase activity
Source: RefSeq, a predicted model, not a curated record
GAAAAAAAAAAGAAAAGUAAAAGCUAAGAAAAGUAAAUUGCCGGCCAGUUGAGCGGACUUAGCUCCGACCUCAUCCGUUCCUUGGAUUACAGACAUAUCAAGUAAAAGCGGCGAAAUCGGGGCCUUGCGUUUAGGGUAACGCAAGUUGGAUCUACCCAGGCGGGAAGAACGGCUAUAGUAUCUCUAGGCCGUCUGCUACACGGCUUCCCGGGACUAAGUUAGCAAGAAACUGGGAUUUUCACGUAAUUCCGGUAGUGCGGAGGGAUAAGCAACAUUGGCCACAGCGUGUGGCUGUCUCCACAUCUGGAUAUAUUCCACACGAGGGCAGACUUUUAGGAGAAUAGAAUUCUGUCUUAUGAAAAUAAUUGAAUUUUACCCCGAAAGACAUGGGAACGUUAUCUAUGGCAAAGAAUGUCAAAGUAGUCCUGAGUCGACCAAACAGGGAACUCUCUGGUGGAUCUCAUGACAAGGAUGAACUCCUCUGAUCCACAUUUUGUCAGGUGUCUAAAACCCAACGUAGAAAAGUUGCCAGACAAGUUUGAAAUCGACUACGUAUUAGACCAGCUUCAUGCAAACGGACUUCUGGAAAUAGCCAAAAUAAGACAGCAAGGUUUUCCCGUUCGUUAUGAAUUCGGAAAUUUUAUAGACAAGUAUAAAGUUCUAGCCUUCAAACCUUUAGAAAACGUAGACCCGACUGGGGCCAACUGUUUGCUGAUCGCCCAAAAAGCCCAACUCGAGGAAUAUGCCAUCGGAGAAUCAAAGAUAUUCCUCAAAAUCGGCCACGUAGACAGAUUAAACGCCUGCCUACAAGACGUCGAGAGGAAACUGAGUCGGGUUCAAGCGCUCGUCAGGGGGGUCCUGGCCAGGAGAAAGAUCAACGAAGAAGUGGCGAGGAAAAAAAUGGAACAAAUCGCCUUGGACGCCUUUAAUAAAAUGCACGAAGACGACGUGACCAAAAUUGGGAAGCCCAUUAGCAAACCUUUGGACAUCACGAACAUCCUGGGACCACUGUCAAACGAGGACUUCGCGGCCAUGAAUGGAGACGGGAAAUUUAGCCAGGCUGAAUCGAUAGAGGCAGCCAAAAAGGCUUAUGCGAACCGUCUGGAAGAGGACAGAGCAAGGAGGAGGAAAAAGCGGAGGCGUCGGAAUUCCCUUAGAUCCAACUGUACAUCAGAAACCACUUCGACUAGCCAAAUGACGUUGUCAACUGAAGAUAACAAUGCACAACCUGUUUGGGAUAUAUUCAAGACUGUCUCGAGAAAGAGUGAGACUUUAUAUGAGACUUCCACAAACUGGUUUGAAGUGGCUGCAAAGAGCUUCAAAGUGUUUGCCUACCUUUUCAUUUUUGUAUGUGUUCUGGCUAGUGCAAUAGCAAGCAAAGCUAGCCUGUUGCUUAUGACACAUUCAGUGGGCGAUAUACAGCAGGGAAAGGAAUACCGAGACAGAUGGGUGCAUCUUUUGAUAUGCACGAUAUGCAGUCCUUACCUAUUUACUUUUUUUGAAAGCCUUUUUAAAGCGCUUUUUGGCAACAAGCCAACACCGUCCGUAGGCAAUGUCGUUUGGAUUUUAUUCGUGGAAACGAUCCAUUCGUUUGGACUGUGUUUAUUUGUAUUUCGAGUUUUGCCCUGUCUGGAUACAGUCAGGUCACUAUUGCUCAUGAAUGCAUUUUGCUCAGUUCCCGCCAUUUUGAGACUGGUAGCUACAAAGCGCUCUGAGGACCCUAGAAGACGUAUGACUACAAUAAUACUGGACUUCUUCGCUGCUCUCAUGCAGAUAUCAGCCUUUGUGAUAGUACUGUUAUCAUUAAGGACGAACUGUUUGAAAAGUUUCAGUCAGACUUCGGGAAACCAAUCUGACAUUAAGGUGUUAAUUAGUGGAUCCGAAGUGGAAACAGCCGAAGCGCGGAGAAUGGAGGAGAAGGAACCCUGGGAGCAGACGUACCGAUUGUCCGACAUGUCAUGGGAACUACCGGUUUCUAUGCUUAUGAUUGCCACCAACUGGUGGGAGAAUUUCAUUGACAAGGAUUUCCGUCUCGGCUUUAUUGAGAUACCUAUCAAGCAGUAUAAGGACAGUCUACAUCGCGUCAGGGUCAAGUCCUACAUUCUAGCCAGUCUUUGGAAAAUGGGCUUGACGUACGGGUUCGCUUUUCUCUUGGUUCCCAAUUUGACCAUGGUUCACGAGGCGUUCCGCGGAAUCUUCAUCCAGACCAAAGUGUUGUAUCCGAUGAACAUGACAGACAUCGCGAUCCUACGACCGGGUGUCUCCCUAGGACCUAGACUCUUCCCCACCACAGACCCGACACUGGGGAUGUACCAACAACACUUUCCCGGGCAGCAGUACAUGAUUCUGGAGAACCGGACAUGUGGCGUCAAGGCCGAAAACAUCACCGGACAGCACUUCGGGAACGAAACGUUGUGUAAGGAAAUUUACAGCGAUCCUUGGGUGCACUGGACAACCUACAUGGCGUUGGUCGUUCAGGUAGCCUGCAGUGGACUUUGCUACUAUUUCGGCAGAUUGGCAUGCAAACUCUGUAUGCAGCGGUUUUCCUUCGCGGCACCUCUUUGCCUGGCCACACCUGUCUCUGUGGGCAUUAUCAUCGGAGUGUGUCACUUUCAUCCAGAGAAAAUCCAGCUAAUGGGGGGCUUCUUGAGGUGGGUUUGUACGGAGGACGCACUCAAAGAACGCUGGUUUAUAUGGCAUCUAGGAAUUGGAUUCGGGUUAUGGUGGGUGUCCCAGCUCUGGGUCACUCGGUACAUAUGGACUCCAAAAGCUCCUAGACUUGCCUUCACGGAAAGAUUGUUUCUCCUGCCAUUGUACUGCUCGGGUCUGAUAGAACAAUCCUUGCUGUUGAACCGACGUCGGAACGACAAGGAAAGGGUUCUCAAGGAAAUGGCAUUCAGUGACGAUGUGUCGUUGGACAGUGGAUCUACGGACACGAUGAAAAAACAGGCUCAGCAGAUCGUUCCCAAGAUCUACAUCUGCGCCACAAUGUGGCACGAAACUGAAAACGAGAUGACACAGCUGCUGAAAUCCAUCUUCCGCAUGGAUAUUGAUCAGAGCGCUCGACGAAACGCCCAGGACUACUUUAACGUGCAAGACCCCGACUAUUACGAGUUCGAAGCUCACAUUUUCAUAGAUGAUGCAAUGGGAUUUAACGAAUCCGACGAAUGGAUGCCGAACAUGUUCGUCAAGCAGUUGGUGGAUGUGAUAGAGCGGGCUGCGUGUGAUAUCCACGAGAGUGAGGUGAAUCUGACACCGCCUUGCCGAAUCCCGACUCCCUACGGUGGACGGUUGAUGUGGACUCUGCCUGGAGGAAACCAUUUGUUCGCGCAUAUCAAAGACAGAAACAAGAUCCGCCACAAGAAACGCUGGUCACAGGUGAUGUAUAUGUACUACUUACUGGGGUACCGUCUGGUGGCACAGCAGGAGGAAUCCAUGCAGAAUGGAAACGGAUCAUCGCUGUCCAUGGAGAAGUCUGACAAAUGGAAGCUUUCCAACCAUCACUUCACCCGUGGGACCCUCUUCAAACACGUGCCAGAGAAAGUUCUCAUUUUGGCUGAAAACACAUACAUCUUGGCCCUGGACGGAGACGUGGACUUCAAACCCGGCGCUGUACAACUGCUGGCGGACAGGAUGAAGAAGAGCAAGAAGGUCGGCGCUGCCUGUGGACGCAUUCAUCCUAUAGGAUCAGGCCCGAUGAUCUGGUAUCAGUGUUUUGAGUACGCCGUCGGUCAUUGGCUUCAGAAGGCCGCCGAACACAUGCUUGGUUGCGUUCUCUGCAGUCCUGGAUGUUUCUCCCUGUUCAGGGGAUCUGCACUGAUGGACGACAACGUGAUGAGAACAUACGCCACACGAUCUAGCGAGGCCAGGCAUUACCUGCAGUACGAUCAAGGAGAGGAUCGUUGGCUGAGUACAUUGCUUCUACAGCAGGGUUACCGUGUGGAGUACUGCGCAGCUUCUGACGCUAUGACGCAUGCCCCGGAAAGGUUCGUCGAGUUCUUCAACCAAAGACGACGAUGGAUUCCCUCCACACUGGCCAACAUCAUGGACCUGCUACAGAGUUACCGAUCAACCGUGAAAAUCAACGACAACAUAUCUUAUCUCUACAUGGCUUACCAAGGGGCCCUCAUGCUUUCCACAGUGCUCGGCCCCGCCACUGUGUUGCUCAUGAUGGCUGGAGCUUACAACGCUGUCAUGAAGAUUAGUCUUUGGCAAUCUUACCUGCUCUCUGUUAUCCCGUCGAUUUUUUUCCUGGUUCUGUGCUUCGUGAUCAAAGGUGAAGUACAAUUGACUAUGGCGGCCAUACUCAGCGCGUUGUAUUCACUUCUCAUGAUGGCAGUCAUUGUAGGAACUAUGGUCCAGAUAGCUGAGGAUACGAUCGUCAGUCCCAACGCCAUUUUCUUAAUGAUGUUGCUGUUCAUAUUCAUUGUGUCGGCCUGUUUUCAUCCGCAGGAAUUCAUCUGUUUAAUUCCAGGCGCUUUGUACUUCCUGUGCAUUCCUUCAGGCUACGUGCUCUUGAUUGUGUACGCUAUGUGCAACCUGCAUGUUGUCUCUUGGGGAACUAGGGAAAUGGCGGCGGUAAAAGUGGAUCCGGAACGGGAGAAAAAGCGGCAGCAGCAAACGGGUUUGAUGGCCUGGCUGGGUAGAAAUGAAGACCAAGAGGCCUGCUGCGGGAUUGUCGGCUUCUUCAGGCGGCUAUGUGGGCAAAGGUCUAACGUCAACAAUGAAUUCCUUCGUCAGGUGAUGGAGAAAUUGGACCGCGUGGAACAGGGCGUAAGAUCGGUGAGUUCUGGAGCGUCCACUGUCCACGGCAGGCGGCGUUCUUCUUCCCGGCGCUCAUCCUCCCGGCGGUCUAGGCGGUCCAACAUCGAGGACAUCGAGGAGGAGGACGACGGAAAUCAUCGGGAUGACGACUCGCAGACGACAAGCUCCAGUGACGAGGAAAGAUCCCAUCCUGAAGAGGAGAGAGACGACUUGGUGAACCCUAAAUGGCUGGAGGAACCAGGCCUGGGGCACGGAGAAGUCCAGUACCUACCUGAGAAAGAAAUCGACUUCUGGCAGAAAUUCAUCGUGAAAUACCUCUAUCCUAUCCCUCCUGACCGACAACAUCAGGCCAAGAUCGCCGCUGAUCUGAAGUCCAUGAGGAACAACGUUGCGUUUGCUUUCUUCAUGAUGAACGCCUUUUGGAUGAUCAUAAUCUUCAUGUUGCAGAGCGUCAAAGACCGCGUGAGCAUUCCGAUACCCCGCUACAACGGUAAGGCUCCGCUCCCAAUCGAGCCCCUGGGUCUCAUCUUCCUCGUGUUCUUCGCUUUCAUACUCAUUCUGCAGUUCUGCGCUAUGUUGCGGCAUCGUUAUGGAACCCUCCUGCACAUUUUGGCCUCUACAGAGUUACGGUGUUGCAGGAAGAGGUACGACCCAAGGAAGCAUAUCCGAGAAGCCGUGGAGUACGCUAGGGUACUACAGCGGCUACCAGGUUUUGACGAAGAGCCCGAAUCCACCGACCAAGAAACUCUCAACCUGGGCAAAAGCAACGUGCCUCCAAAUAACCUACGGAUGCCAGAUAACUACAUGCAGUCGAAUGGCAACGUUCCUCCAAUGUUCGAAAAUGGUCACCUUCCGGACGGCAGCUCGUCGCCUAUACCGGCCAUGUUUGAUAAUCCGGCCUUUAACCAUUCGACGCCGUCCAUGCCCGAGGCUGUGCGGAGGGAGAAGAGCGACCCGGCACCGGCCGUGUCAAGGCGAAAUCGACACAGGCACGGUGGGGGCAUGAUGGAGAAGAACAACACCUUACGUCGCGCCUUCGUUCGGAGGUACACCAAACUUAUGAGAGAACACUCGGCGGAUGUACCUCCAGAAGGAGCCGCCAAUUCUAACUACAUGGGCGCCGACAACGGCAGCAGUUCGCCCCCGAGGAGGACGCGUUCGUUGUCACGGAGAAGAGGUGAGAACGCCCAGGAUUUAAUGUCUCGAUUUAACAAGCUAAAUAGGUGAUGGUAAUUUGCGAGUGGUAUUAAUUGUUCUGUGGGAUGAUGGGCGUGCACCAGAACUCCACCCCCCCUCCCCCCCGUGUGUCCUAGGUCCUGGUGAGGGGUUCCACCGAAAAAAAAGAAAACAAGUAUGACAAUGACUCGUCACGGAGGACUGGGCCUACACCGAGCACUCCGUCCCAAGCCUGGCGUGGGACCAGGAAAAACUGUGCCCACGGGGAAAGAACUCCGGGGUGGAGAUGUUGCUGCGGCAACUGGGAUAUAUGUUUAGUUUUUGUUUGUGCUUUAACCUCUGUCUAAAGAUUGUUCUCCAUUGUGAUAAAAUACAGGAUGUGACACACUUUUGUGCGUCAAGCUGUGUGCUUAUAAAACAUCCGAUUCAAUUCAUGAUCUAAUUAUUUUAAACACCCAACUAUAUUGUCUCCUACCGAACGUCUUUCGUUCUUUUCAACACUGUUUCCGAUCCUACGCCACUAGAAUCGGGACGUAUACAUUAGCUGAGCUGAAACCCCGCAUGUCAAUAAAACAAAUUGCUUAUCACAGUUAUUAGAAAUUGCACACAAUGCGGCAGAUAUUAAGAUAAAAAAGAAUAAAAGCAAAAACAAGACGGUUAAGUGCUAUUGAACAUUAUUGUCUCAAUUGUAUUGUGGAAAGUUGGUUUGUACCAAAUAAUUGCUCAAAGUUAAUUGGUUGAUAUCUGAAUCUGGUAGAUAAUACAGCUUUCUGUUUUUUUUUGUAUAUAAAUUAAAUUGUUCUGCAUGUAAAAAUAAAAGUCCAGUUUGGAUUCUUUAUGACUCACGUGCUGACCUAGGAGGGGGCAAAACACUCGUCUCUGUAAUAUUUGGCGCAUAAUUUUGUGACUAGCAGUGCUGCAUGAGAGGUUUAGCCGUACAUCUAUACCAGCUAGGAGCAGGUAGCUAGCCCAAAGAGCCCUGCUCUGAACUGAAAGAAGCUAGCCACCUACCAAGGGGGGUAAAUCUGUCUUACUUUAUUCUGCUUUAUUGCAGUUUUCUUAUAUCUUUUGUGUAGGUACAUAUUCAUGCAAUGUAUAUCAAAGUAACCAUUUUACACCAUUUGAAUAGCAAUGUGUCAACGCUUUCGUUCGCUAUAUUGAUUAGCACAUCAUUUAGCAGGAAAACAUAUCAAGCCUUAGCUUUCUUCUAUGUCUUGUUUAACCCGUAUUAAACUGUCCAACAAUCUCAUGACUGUCUCUGUGUAAGACUGAGCGCUUUUUGUAUUAAGAAUUGUCUUACAGAAAUUUAUUGAAAACGCCUUUUUCGGCUUACACUGAACAAUGAAGAAAAUACUAAAGCAUCCUUCUCCACUUGUUGGAGUGCUGUGUUAAAGCGACUGUGCUCGCCCAUAUAAAAAGACCCAGCUUGUAAAGCUUUUACGUUUUUUGUAACAUAACAUUGUAAUAAUUUUAUAACCAUUAAUAUUAUUUUGUAUACAAAUGUGAUAAUGAUAAAUAAAUCUAGAUUAAUUUUGCAU